Mauremys mutica (yellowpond turtle) is the source of this 4436-nucleotide messenger RNA. It is a transcript of the gene GPC3, whose product is annotated as glypican 3. The transcript is spliced from 8 exons. Gene Ontology annotation, cellular component: plasma membrane; cell surface; extracellular region. Gene Ontology annotation, biological process: positive regulation of canonical Wnt signaling pathway; regulation of protein localization to membrane; cell migration. Bases 143 to 1855 code for a protein of 570 amino acids. The record is from RefSeq and is a predicted model, not a curated record. Lineage: Eukaryota; Metazoa; Chordata; Testudines; Geoemydidae.
CAGAGCGGGGCAGCCCGGCUGGGAGCGCCCGGGACCGGGCCGCCUGCCUGCGCCAGCCGGGGAAGCCGGGCAGCCGCCGAGCGCUGGCGGGGAGGAGCCGGGGCCGGGCGGCGAUGAGCGCCCGCGGGCGGCUGUAGCGAGGAUGGCGGGGGGCGCCCUGCGGCUGGCCCUGCUGGCCGCGCUCUGCCUGCGGGGCUGGGGUCAGCCCGACGCCACCUGCCAGCGCGUCCGCGCCGCCUUCCAGCUGCUGCAGCCCGGAGCCAAGGGGGUGCCCGAGAGCCCGGUGGCAGGGGCAGAUCUGCAAGUGUGUGUCCCGAAGGGCUCAACCUGCUGCUCAAGGAAAAUGGAGGAGAAGUAUCAAGCAACGGCCCGUUUGACCAUGGAGCAGCUCCUCCAGUCUGCCAGCAUAGAGCUGAAGUUCCUCAUAAUUCAAAACGCUGCCGUCUUCCAAGAAGCCUUCGAAAUUGUAGUACGCCACGCAAGAAACUACACCAACGCCAUGUUUAGGAACCACUACCAGAACAUGGGGUCCAGAGCUCUUACGUUUGUCGGAGAACUUUUUACCGAUAUCUCGCUUUACAUACUGGGCUCUGACAUCAGUGUGAAUGACAUGGUCAAUGAAUUUUUUGACAGCUUGUUUCCUUUAGUCUACUCACACUUGAUGAACCCAGGCUUCCCUGACCCCUCCGGAGAAAUGAUAGAAUGCCUGCGGGUAGCAAGGCGGGACCUCAGGGUGUUUGGUAACUACCCCAAGAUUAUGAUGACCCAGGUGUCAAAGUCAUUGCAGGCCACGCGAGCCUUCCUACAAGCGCUCAACCUGGGGAUCGAAGUAAUAAAUACUACCGACCACUUAAAAUUCAGCAAGGAAUGUGGACGUGCGCUGCUGAGGAUGUGGUACUGUUCUCAUUGCCAAGGGCUACUGAUGGCGAAGCCUUGUGCCGGAUACUGCACUGUUGUCAUGCAAGGGUGCCUGGCCAGCGUUGUGGAGAUAGAUAACUACUGGAGAGAAUAUAUUCGGUCCCUGGAAGGGCUGACCAAAGGCAUGUAUGGAAUCUAUGACAUGGAGCACGUCCUGCUCAGUCUCUUCUUGUUGAUACAAGACUCAGUCAUGUAUGUUCAGAAGAAUGGAGGGAAGCUGUCUGCAACAAUUAGCAAAUUCUGUGGCCAUUCUCAACAAAGACAGUAUAGAUCAGCUCAUGAUCCUGAAGACCUUUUCAUUGACAAGAAAGUACGGAAGGUGGCUCACCCAGGACACGAGGAAACCCUGUCCAGCCGGAGAAGGGAGCUCAUUAUGAAACUAAAAUCUCACAGCAGUUUCUAUAGCAGCUUGCCGGAGUACAUCUGCAGCCACGGUUCUGCUGUUCAGAAUGACACCCUUUGCUGGAAUGGACAAGAAAUUGAGGAGAGGUACAGUCGCCAGGCGGCGAGGAACGGGGGGAAAGCUCACGCUGGCACCCACGAGAUGAAAACGAAGGGUCCCGAGCCAGUGAUCAGCCAGCUCAUCGACAAACUGAAACACAUCAACCAGCUGUUGAAAGGAAUGUCAAUAUCCCAGCGAAAAGCUCCAGACAAAACCACAGAUGAGGAUGGGUCGGAAAGCGGAGACUGCGAUGAUGAAGACGACUGCAGCGGCGGCUCCGGAAAUGGGGAACUAAGGGUUAAGAAUCAGCUCCGGUUCUUAGCAGAGCUGGCUUAUGAUUUGGAUAUGGAUGACAUUCCCUCAAACAAACAACUUUUGAAUCAGCAAAGCAAAGGUGAUACCGCGGUUCACAACAUGGGAUCAGGAAAUACCACAUGGAAGCAUGUUCCCGUCACUGCUAUUUUCAUGGCAGUCUUCCUUCUGUGGGCCCAUUGACGCUGUACAGUAGCCACAACCGAUUUCCCUGGGGAUCAACUUCUCUCCUUAUUUCUUUCUGAAGAAAACAUUCUGACCCGCGCUCCUCCUGCAAUAUAGGCACACUUCCAAAGAUUAAGUGAAUGACUUACAUUUGUUUUGUAAAAUAAAAUGGUAUCUGUACCACCAGGGGCUGGUUCAUGGUGAAUUUUAGUGUUAGUAAAUCCAUGUAGUGCUUUUAAAAAUAAUUCGGAAGGGUGAUACUACGUUAUGUUCAUGUCAGUUUACGAAGGCUGAAUUUUCAUUCCUGUUAAGCAGAAAUCCAUAUUUUGUCUUGAGUUCAUUUACCAUGCAUGGACUAGAAUAGCAUCUAAGGUUUAGUGAAUAUUAUCACCAAAGAUCAGACCCCCAUUCUUGUCUGACUUAACCCAGGUUUUGUCUAUAGUUUAAGUAGCAUUGGCACCAACUCCAAAUUUAAUAGUCAUCCCUGGGAAACUUGCCAGGCACAUAAUGGUGAGGCCAUGGGGGUGGCAUGAGAAACAGAGUGCAAGUCCAAACUGGGGAAGGAGAUUAAGGAAAAGAAGGGAACCACUGGCCCAAAUGAUCAAAUUUCAGAAAUUCUCCUCUCCCUGGUCCAGAUUCUGCUACCUGGGAAGUCAGUAGGAAAACUCCCAUUGACUUCAUAGGGAGCAAGGGUGGACUCUGAACAUUUAGGGCUAGACUAUGACUACGCACUUACACAAGGGAGUAAGAACCAGCCUUCCGCCUUGCAGGCUACUGCAUCUUGAGUCUGGGGGCCCGAGUAGGCGCUUGUUUAUCUCCCACCCACCAGAGCAGGUGGGCAGGAAAUGGAACCGACAUACCAGCCAGCACAGGGAAAACAGGAAGCCAGCGACUGGUGGCGCCAGGCAGAGCUGUGUCUGAGAGGUGGCACUUUGCCUCCUGGGGCUAUUCCUGGGUUUAAGCUAUUCCUGGGCUGAGCCUAAAGACUAAAUUACCCUGGAAUAAAAAAUGGCUAAAUCAAAACAGCCCUGCUGACAGCAGAUUGUUCUGGGAUAUGGUCUCUUUGAUUAUCCUCAUGGCAGCAUGGGAACACUCGGAAUGUGCCACUGUCCUGUCUCCAAGGAGGCUGUAUUGGCAAUGGCAAGACAUGAGGAGAGCAGUACUUCUGGCAUUAGAGGGCACAACAUCCGCACAUUGUGUUUCAGGCAGUUCUGCUGCUCACUUCCAUGAAUCCAAACAGUUCCUGGGAAGCCCCUUCUGAGGCAGUCAGCCAGUCUGUCUCCGAAUUCUGGGUCAGCUGGACCUGGUGCGUGUGUCUUGGCACACUGCAGGAACAGACCCUCUUCUUCCUUAGGAAAUGUGCACGCACAGCUCCAGACAAAGGACAGAGGGUGGUGCUGUGCCAUACUUUUGCAGGGCUGAAUAACAUGCCUCCAACCCAGUGCAUAGGUUAAAAGCAAGGAUUGGCAGGAGACACACACACAGCACAAUAAGACGUUUAUUUGAACAUUCUCAUGUAUGUUAUUUUUGUUAAAAUAAUGAUUUUCUUGGUGGACAACGUAUCAAAAUCCCUCUUUCACACAUUUAAAGCAUAGGAAAGUUUUAAAUUGGAAACUGACACUGGCUGCCUCAGGGAAGGCCAUCAGCAACCCAGACUGGUGGUCUUCAGAGCACAGUGGACAGCAUAUGCUUUUGGGGUAGAACGUAAUGACAUUUUUGGGUUGGGGCAAGGAAGGUUUGUUUUGGUUCCUGGCCAAAACAGCUGUAUAUUUCAGCUUAAGGUGUUGGUAGCCCUAGCACUGUAUUAUAUGUGUGCUUUAACUACUUUGUGUCUCAGAGUUUAAAUGCUUUAAAAAGCUACUAAGUAAAUAUCUUUCUGAAAAGUGAACUGCAAAGAUUUUUUUAAAGGAUAACUUCAAAAGGUGAAAAAUAUCCAGCUGUUAUUUUAAACUGAUGGGCCUGACUAAAACUCACUGACUGCAAUGGAGUUGUUCCAUAUUUGUACCAGGGGGAUAGGAACAUCAGGUUGUUAGCACCAAUCUCAUGGUUUCUCUGCCUGGGUGAGUCAGCCCAUGGUUAAGGUAUUUGUGCUAUAGAAGAUCCAUUCUGUCCUGAACUGGCGGGUUCCCUCCUGCAGAACUUUCCCAAAAGAUUCCCCUUCGCAUGCUCAGGUGAACUUUGGGGAUGUUUGCACAGAAGUUCAUUGCACAUAAACAUUUGUUUAAAGGUGACCUUUUCAGAUCAUUCUCUUGGUCCCCAUCUGUCCUCCCCCAUUUUGGAACUAUUACAAAGCAGCUUUUAAUUUUUACAAAGCUUUUAAUUAUCAGCAACAUCUUUGCGGUUCGCCUCCAAAACAUUAAGGACUUUCAAAACUGAGGUUUUGUGGCGCUCAACUGCAUUUGUUUCUACCCUUGCAAGCGAUGUCUUAUGAGUGAGGGUCUGAUGCUGCCACCCCCUACUCUUCUUAAACAUCCAAAUCAAUAGGACUCAACUAAUAGACUUUAAGGUCAGAAGGGACCAUUAUGAUCAUCUAGUCUGACCUCCUGCACAACGCAGGCCACAGAAUCUCACCCACCCACUCCUGCAACAAACCCCUAAC